Paramecium pentaurelia is the source of this 1432-nucleotide messenger RNA. NCBI's taxonomy places the organism in Eukaryota, Ciliophora, Oligohymenophorea, Peniculida, Parameciidae. The record is from the annotation of a GenBank genome assembly.
AUGUCAACAGAUUUUUCAGUUGGUGAGAAAUUCGAUUUGUUAGAAAAUACAAUAGAUUAUUUUUGGACAUAAUUUGCAGGGUAUUUACUGAUCAUGAGAUUAGAAUUGUGGUGCUGUUGAUGUAACUUGGAUUUGCAUUUUUAGAAGGUGGAUGUGUAAGAUAUAAAAAUAUGUAAUCAAUCAUGAUAAAAGUAUAUCUCAAUACAUGCAUUGCUGUCAUUUGUUGGUGGCUUGUAAAAUGAAUAUUGAUUUUUAAGGUUGGUUAUGGAAUUUGUAUGGGAUCUGGUAAAUUUGCUGGUACAGACUUUUAUGCUGGAAGUAAUUUUGCUGGAACUAAACAUUACUCUCAUUGGGGUACAAUUACUAGCUAUAUUCCAAAGUUUUGUAAACGUCUGUUGGGGCUGCUGCUAAUAGCAUUGUAUCUGGAGGUGCAGUUGAAAGAAUGUCAAUUAUUGGUUAUUGUUUUUUGAGUGUAGCAUUCUCUUCUUUUAUCUAUCCUAUUUGUGCUCAUUGGACUUGGGGAGGGGGUUGGCUUCAGGAAUUGGGUUACAUUGAUUUGGCCGGUAGCGGUACAAUUCACUUUAUGUCUGCAUUGGGAGCACUUGUGUUGACAGUGAUGUUAGGAGCAAGGAAAAAUAGAUGGAAUGAGAAAUAUGCGAAUGAAUUUAAUCCAAGCAAUACAACAUAUAUUUGUUUAUCUACUCUGUCACUUUAUACUUGCUGGAUAUUCUUUAAUGCUGGAAGUACAACUGCUUUGUCAAAUACAAUGGCAUAUGCAGCUGGAAGAGCUACAACAAAUACAAUUAUCGCUGGAGCUUCCGGAGGAUUAACAUUGAUGGUUUUACACUAUUAUAAAAAUCGAAAUGAGAAGAGCAAAUUCAGUUUAGUGAUGAUUUGUAAUGGAAAUUUGGCAGGAUUGGUUGCAGUUACAGGAUCUUGCGAUGGUAUUGAACUAUGGGCUGCUUUUGUUAUUGGAAUUUUGGGAGGAUUAACUUAUUGGGGAUUUGGAAUUUUAAUUCAUAAAUUUAAAGUUGACGAUCCUGUUGAUGCAUUCCCAAUACAUGGAGGGUGUGGUCUUAUUGGAGCUCAAUUCCCAGGAUGGUUUAAUACAGAAAAAGGAAUUUUUUAUGGACAUGGUGCUAAAUAAUGGGGUAUCCAACUGCUAGGCACUGUAGUUUGGCUAGGAUGGUCAGUAGUAUUACAUGCAAUUGUGAUAUUUGUAUUAAAGAUUUUGGGAUUGCUAAAUGUUUCUCAUGAAGUAGAAGAAAAAGGAUUAGAUUACGCUCAAUGCGGAGGAGGGGGUUUUGAUUAUCAGUUGUUACCUCCUGUCUUAAGUACAAGUGGCUAUGAAAAUGUUAAGUCUGCUAUUAAUUAAAAACAAGAUAAUGCACCUCAAUAUGGAUAAGAAAAUGAUUAAUAACAAGUUCUUUGA